UAUAAAGUCUUUUUUUGAAUGCAAGAAAUUCUUAGUCGAAAAUUUAUCAUUUUUAUUUGAGUCAGAAACAAAAGUCUAGUGCUAAAUGUUUUCAUUAUAAAUGUUGGGAUUUUGGACUUGGUAUGUCUACGUAUAGGGUAAAUUUUUUUACCCUGGAUGAAUAAUAUCUCUUCAAUUUGCGUCGGCCUUUAAGAUAUUCUGUAUAGAAUUCUCAUCACUUGAAAUAUCCACCUAAUAAAAAUAUAACUUUUUUUUUGUUUUACUUGAGAUAGAUACUUCUAAUGGUUUUUCUAAACCAUCAUCUGUAUAUAUAAGUAAAAUCCAUGGGCGAUAGCUAUAUUAUACUUUCAUUUAUUUGUCCAAAAAGUAUAUAUAAUAUCUAAAAUUAGUUGUUGUUAGUUUACCUAAUUAGGCUAGUAUAAUAUUAAUCUCUCAUAUAAUUUACACAAGCGAUUAUAUACGCAGAAAUAUAAGACUUAUUUAUUGUAAACAUGAAAUUAUUACAUUUUUUAUCAACUAGCUAUGUUUGUCAAACUUUUAGUUGAUUGCUUUUAUUUAGGUACUUGUUUCGUUUUCGUCAUAAGGGUCGAGUGUAAAAGAUAUACGUACGUAGAUUAGAAGAUUUGAUCGCGACAUUCUGGACUUGUUACAUGAGAUGGUCAGCCUCAAUCUUUGAUUUUUUUCUUUAUUUUGUUCGUUUUUAAUCUUUGAGUCAAGCAUUUGUAUUUCAACAUAAUGACGAUUCAUAUUUGUUUUUUCUUUGACAUUCGCUUUCAUUGUGCCAAGUGCCAACCAAAUGUAACUUACAUAACAUCAAACAUAUAUAGACGUAUUUUCAUCGCCGCUUAGUUUGGUUUAUUAUACACGUACCAUAUAAUAACUAUAUAUAUACUUUCUUUCUUAAUCUUGCACUGUGUUGAUUGAAUUGUAUGGAUAAACCAACUAAACCUAUGAAAUCUUUCAAAACUUAAAUUUUAAGCCAAAUUUUAGCAAAAAUAAAACUUAAAUUUUAAGCUAUGUACAUAUAAAUAUAUUUGGGGUUUUAACCAUAUAUUCACUUCACUGAUUAAUUAUAUAUGAUAAAUUAACUCUCGAAUAAGUGUACUUGUCAAUAUGUCGUGUAGCCAUAAUUUGAAUUACCGUAUAGUCACUUAAAUUGGAUACUAGUUGCUCAUAGUAUACUAUUUUGGUUGAGACAGGCAUGUAUGGCUCCUGAUAUAGCAAGAACAACCAAUAUCUAAUCAAGUACCCUAAAACUAAUAAAUUUGGAAUUUGGCAUGAUUCUAAUUAGAUUUAUUAUUGAGUAAACGACAAAUAAGCGCUUUCGUUUUAUACUAAUCAAGCGCGAUUUUUUAAUUGCAACUUUGCACUAAAAUAUAUGCUAUAUUUAUAAAUAACCAAUUUGAUAAAGGGGAUAAACGCAAGAUAUAUCGUAGCACUCCAAGUCUCCAUCCUGACUAUGACUUGCGAGGAAGUCAAUGCUUAUCUAUCUUAACAUCCGGACAUAGUUUUUCAUGGACCUAUAUUUUAAGAUGUAUCUAAUUCUUGUAGAGGAAUAUGCUUCGAAGUUGAACGCGAAUGUUAGUCUAAUUCUAUUCUUUCUGUUUUGCUGUCUCUAUCUCUCCUUAAGGAAAUUAAGAAAUGGAGUGCAAUAAAGACAUUAGGGACCUUACUGCGCACAAAACUUGUCAAUCUAUAUGCAAAUAAAACGUGGGAAUAUGGAUCAAAACUCGUUCCGUUUCAUACUAGACGGAGACAUAUAUGGUACUUGAGGAUGCAUCAAAUAGCCACCCCAAACAAGUUAGGGCCGGUUCAAUAAUUUUAUUGACAUUUGGUCAAAAAAAAAAACUCUUAAAUCUAAUAUUUAUUAAAAAAUUUACCAACUAUUUUUAAAAAGUGCUGUAAGUAAAUUUCUUAAAUAAUUAUGAUAAAAUUAAAAAUACAUGUUCAUAUAAAAUAUUUUGGACUUUUUAUUAAUUUUUUAUUAAUAUAUAUAUAUAUAUAUAUAUAUAUUUUAAAAAUUAAACCUUUAACUAUUACUCCAUCCGUUCUAUAAUAUAAAAUAUUUUACACAAAUACAUAAAUUGAAAAUAAGUUAACAAUCAUAAAUAGUAAAAUAUUAUAGGUUAACUAAUUUUUAAUAAAGUUAAAGUACUUUUAAAGUAUCAAAAUGUCUAAUAUUUUGAAACAUCAAAACUUUUUCAAAAACAUCUUAUGGAACGAAAAUGGUUACACAAAAAUCUAAAACCCUAGCAGUACUGGGGAAUGCGCUGAUCCAAAUGCAUGGAAAAAAUGGAGCGAAGGCUCAAUGUUUUGAAGUGUUCAAAGACAUGAAGGAGAGGUAUAUAGUUAUCAAAAACACCUCAAGUACUGGUCUGGUCAAGAACUGAUUACUAGACAGUUGUCAUGGUGGGCUUUGAAUGCUUUCUAAUUCUUACUAUUGGACUCUAAUUCCAAAACUCUCAGGGCCACAAUUUGAGAGCCAACACUACACGGCGUCGUUUAACUAAUAUUCCACGUAGACAAUACAUAACCGUUAAAACGAACAUAAACCCAAUCCUGUUUUAUCUCCAACGGAAAUGCUCGUCUUCGCGCACUCUCGUCAUCAUCCAUGGAGUUCGAUUUCACCCACCAUCCACCUCCUCGGAACCUGCAAAACAUCACACGACUUAAACAAACUCCAUGCUCGAUUGAUCACGACGGGACUCAUCAAAAACCCCGAUCUCACGACGAGGAUCGUCCUCGCCUUCGCCUCCGCCUCCGCCUCCGCCUCCUCUCGCCGCCCGUUUCUCGCUGAAUUCGCGCGUUGUGUCUUCCACGAGCAUCAUGUAUCUUCUUCCGGAGAGGUGGAAGAUCCGUUUCUAUGGAACGUGGUGAUCAAAUCUCACUCUCACGGAGUCGAUCCGAGGAAAGCUCUGUUCUUGCUCUGUUUGAUGCUCGAGAACGGUGUUCCCGUGGAUAAAUUCUCGUUCUCUCUUGCUUUGAAAGCGUGCUCGAGGUUAGGGUUUGUGAAGGAAGGGACGCAGGUUCAUGGGUUUUUGAUAAAGACUGGAACUUGGUCGGAUCUGUUCCUCCAGAACUGCUUGAUCGGGUUGUAUAUAAAGUGCGGUUGUUUGGGGUUCGCGCGGCAGGUGUUCGAUAGAAUGCCUCAGAGAGACUCUGUUUCUUAUAACUCGAUGAUCGAUGGUUAUGUUAAAUGUGGAUUGGUUGAAUCCGCGGGCGAGCUGUUUGGUUUGAUGCCGAGGGAGAAGAGGAAUUUGAUAACUUGGAACUCUAUGAUCGGCGGGUAUGCUCAGAGAGCAGAUGGAGUUAACGUGGCGGCGAAGCUGUUUGAUGAAAUGCCGGAGAAGGACUUGAUUUCGUGGAACUCGAUGAUCGGUGGAUAUGUAAAGCAUGGGAGGAUUGAGGAUGCUAAAGGUUUAUUCGAUGUGAUGCCGAGAAGGGAUGUGGUUACUUGGGCUAUUAUGAUCGAUGGGUAUGGGAAGUUAGGUUUGGUUCAUGAGGCUAAGACUCUGUUUGACCAAAUGCCACAUAGAGAUGUUGUGGCGUAUAACUCUAUGAUGAGUGGUUACGUUCAAAACAGGUAUCACAUGGAAGCUCUUGAAGUAUUUAACCACAUGGAAAAGGAGAGUCACUUAACACCAGAUGAAACGAGUUUAGUGAUAGUUCUCUCUGCUAUUGCUCAGCUUGGUAGAUUAUCCAAAGCCAUUGAUAUGCAUCUGUACAUUGUGGAGAAACAGUUUCCUUUAAGUGGAAAACUCGGAGUUGCUCUUAUCGAUAUGUACUCGAAAUGCGGAAGCAUACAACACGCCAUGGGAGUUUUCGAGGGAAUCGAAAGCAAAAGUAUCGAUCACUGGAACGCCAUGAUUGGUGGGCUAGCUGUUCACGGUCUUGGAGAAUCCGCAUUCGACAUGCUCUUACAGAUUGAAAGACGCUCCAUAAAGCCUGACCAUAUCACUUUCGUUGGAGUCCUAAACGCAUGCAGCCACUCUGGUUUGGUGAAGGAAGGCCUUCUCUGCUUUGAGCUCAUGAGGAGAAAACACAAGAUAGAACCGAGACUGCAACACUAUGGAUGUAUGGUGGACAUACUAGCGAGAUCAGGAAGUAUAGAGCUGGCGAGAAACUUGAUAGAGGGAAUGCCAAUUGAGCCAAACGAUGUCAUCUGGAGAACGUUUCUCACCGCUUGUAGUCACCAUAAGGAGUUUGAAACGGGAGAGCUUGUCGCGAAACACCUCAUUUUGCAAGGUGGCUAUAAUCCGAGCUCCUAUGUGCUUCUCUCCAACAUGUAUGCUAGUAAUGGAAUGUGGAAGGAUGUUCGUAGAGUUAGAACGAUGAUGAAGGAGAAAAAUAUAGAAAAGAUUCCUGGAUGUAGUUGGAUUGAGCUUGAUGGAAGAGUCCAUGAGUUUCUUUGUAGAUAAAACGAUUGUGCAACCAUGAUGUAAACCUAUUCUGCAACCCCUUGUGAAUCAAAUGAAGAACAAAACAGAGUAAAUA
Molecule: messenger RNA, 4494 nt
Organism: Brassica rapa (field mustard)
Lineage: Eukaryota; Viridiplantae; Streptophyta; Magnoliopsida; Brassicales; Brassicaceae
Product: pentatricopeptide repeat-containing protein At2g45350, chloroplastic
Biological process (GO): RNA modification
Molecular function (GO): protein binding; RNA binding
Source: RefSeq, a predicted model, not a curated record